This is a messenger RNA of Cloeon dipterum, 1727 nucleotides long. Its product is annotated as serine/threonine-protein kinase 10-like. The transcript is spliced from 6 exons. The record is from RefSeq and is a predicted model, not a curated record. Bases 47 to 757 code for a protein of 236 amino acids. Lineage: Eukaryota; Metazoa; Arthropoda; Insecta; Ephemeroptera; Baetidae.
UGCAGACGUAAAGAAAGAACUGAAUGAUUUGAAGGAAAAACUCGACAUGGCAAUGGUGCAAUUGAGUCUAAUAAAAGAAAAACUGGAUAAUGCGACAGAGAAAAUUGGCCUAGACAAGGUUUUGUUGGAAGAAAAGGAGGAAAAACUAAGUGAGCUGACGGCGCAAUUGAACCUGAGAAAUGAGCCUUACAUAGCCGUGAAGAAAGAUGUGAAAAACGCAACGGAACAAUUAGGCCAAGAAGAUAAAAAGGAAGAACUGAAGGACCUGACGCAACAAUUAGAACAGAAAAAUGAAUUGAUGGACAACUUGAAGGAAAAACUGGAAAAUGCAACGGUGCAAAUUAACCAGGACAACGAAUUGGUUGAAGUCAUAAGGAAAAAACUGAAGAAUGUUAGGGCCCAACUGAUUCGGGAAAGAAAUUUGGUACUAAAUCUGAAGAACGAAAUUGCACAAAUAAACCGUACCAAAGAUGGAUGUGAAAAUGAACUCAGAGCCAUUCGUAAAAGUUAUGCUCAGCUGAGCGAUGAGUGCCAACCUUGUCCCAAAACUACGAAAAAUGAUGGGCCUGUCACCGAAAGAAUUAUUUAUUCGGGAUUACCGCCCGGGACCACAAAAUCACCUAAGAAGGGACCGGGACUUGAGCCGUUCCUGAUCAUCCCAGAGAGGCCUGAAGAUUGCUAUUCACGAAUCAAGGCACGAUGUCAGCGAGGUCGAGCAAGGGCCGCCAGCGGUGUGCAAGUGGUCAGCACGUCAUAGGUCUCUCGUCACGAGUGUCGGUCCUUUUCCCUUAGCCCAAUUUAUAGAUAGGGGGAUUGACGAAUUUAAUUAGCCCGUCGGAUAAGAAAAGAGUUGACUUCGUUUCCAUACCUAUGUCAUGAUUUUUCCUGACGAGAUUACGAUUGCUUUUUAUAAUUUUUGUGUACCGAUAUGUAACGACGUGAAUUUUCAGGCACCCACAGGGUAGAGCAGAGAGAGAAACUCAAGUAUCAAUCAAGGCAACGCCAGAGCCUCCCUCCCGCGAGCGCACAACCUGCUCACACACACACACACACACAUUCGCUCUCCUGACGACGCGUGAGCAAUAGGGCAAUUCUCUCGAUUGUCUCGCUCCGCCGCUCUUCCCUCAGGGUAGCCAAGCACGAACUGUUCGCCGCUAUCAUCAAUAAACUGGUGUGGUGUAGUAACCAGGACGCUUUUGUCCACCCCGCACCCUUUUUUAUGGCCCAUCGGCUGGAGAGUCCUGUCCAGAGCGAGCGCGAGUCCUCUCCGUUAGAGGUUUUUUUAAUAUCUGAGACUCUCCCUCCUCUCUGCCCUUUGGGCACUAAAAUAUUUUACAUUACAUAAUGUAACAUAAUAUAUCGGUACCAAUAUUAUUGAUCGUAAAACCCUGACAGACGAAAACUCUGCGCACUCUUUGAAUUUAUCCGUGAGUGAAAUUUCGUUAUCUAAAUGAUUUAUUAAUUUAAUUUUAAUGUAGGGCAGAAUCUUCCCGCAAGCUACUAUUGGAUUUCUUAGGCGCAGAAGGGAGGUUUUACUGGUCUGGAACAUGAAAACCUAUUCAGGAAUUCACUAACUUGAAAACUUGAUUAUUUCUCUCGUUGUAUCUUUAAAUAUUUGCAACCGAAAAAUUUGACUUGGAAGGAAGCUUGCAUGGAACUGAUGGAAAAUUUUAAACCAACCCCCUUGAACGACGUGUUUACGAAUAAAAUCACUGAUGAUAAAAAGG